CUACGUAAAACUUCGGUGACUAUGGAUAUGUCAGUCUCGCCUCAGCUGGACAGCAGUUUGAACAACUCGGUGACAGAUGGAGAGGGGAACUACAGUGAAGACAGUCGGUCUCCCCAGGUCUCGGUGGCAGGAGAGUCUCCUGGUGUGACUGUGGUCCAGCUGUGUGAUGGUCAGACGGUGCAGGUCCAGGGGGUGAUCCAGGCCCCUCAGACCUCUGUCAUACAGUCACCACAAGUCCAGACUGUCCAGAUUGCCGCUGUAGCAGAGCAGGAGGAUGACGAGUCAGUCACAGACACCCAGCAGAGACGGGUGCUUCUCUCCAGGCGUCCAUCUUAUCGAAAAAUACUUAAUGAGCUUUCAUCGGAUUCGCCGGCAGUUCCUAAAAUCGAUGAAGAGAAGACGGAGGAGGAGGUGGCGGUGGUCUCCAGCGCUGCCUCAGCAUCAGCACCAACCUCCAUCUACCAGACCAGCUCCGGACAAUAUAUUGCGAUCACCCAGGGGAGAGCCAUCCAGUUGAGCAGCCCUGGAGUGGAAGGCCUCCAGGGGGCCCAGACUCUGACCCAGCCUGGAGCCACAGUCCUGCAGUGUGCCGCUCCGCCCGGAGAUUCCCCACAGCAGUUCUACAUCCAGGGAGGACAGGUCCUGGUCCAAGCUGCCACAGGAGACAUCCCAGCCUACCAGCUGCGUUCGCCCAACUCGGGCCUGGCUCACAGCAUUGUGAUGGCUGCGUCCCCGGGCACCAUGCAGAACCCUCAGCCCCAGCACACCGAAGACAUCACCCGCAAGAGGGAGGUCCGACUGAUGAAAAACAGGGAGGCAGCCCGCGAGUGUCGCAGGAAAAAGAAAGAGUACGUCAAAUGUCUGGAGAACCGCGUGGCUGUGCUGGAAAACCAAAACAAGACCCUGAUUGAAGAGCUGAAAGCACUGAAGGACAUUUACUGCCACAAAGCCUAGCAGCGGCGGCCGUUUGUGGUCACGAGCCGAAGACAACCGUUUACAAACUGCUACAGCAAAUCCAAGAAAAAAAACUAAAAAGACUCUGCUUUGACCGUCUUUGUGUCUGCUCACUCAGGCCUGGUUUACGCUGAGUUCAGAAGUGUCCGGGGGAAUUGGAACAGCUUGAGCUUGCCAGUUUCGCUCUUGUUCUCACCUUCCGUUCUGCGUGCACAAUGUGCUUGCUGUUGCUUUUGUGCGCGGGGCGAAGCCAGCCAAUGACAGCCAGCUGAAGAAGAGGAACAGGAAGAAAGGAAAAACAGGUGCUUCCUGAAAAUGUACCGCUCGAGCCAGAUUACAGAUUCUGAAAAAAAAAAAAAAAUGAAAAGGCCUCGUUUGGUCAGCCAGGUCUCCCUCCCAGCCAGUCUGUCUGAGGUCAGACACUGAUCCAACACCAGCUGCAACCAGGCAACUCAACCUAAUGUACUCGGUAAUGUCAUCAGCGUCGUUUAAGCUUCUGUUUUUGGGUCGUUUUCAUGCAUUCCUUCAUGUGAAAAAUGCGGAAUAUCUUCAGGCAUUUCUGUCAUUGUAGGGAUUACCUGGAUUUCAUCAACUUGUUUUCAGUUUGUAAGGAAGUUCUUGAUUUGGUCAAAAAGGAUUUUUUUUUCAAAAAGAAAAAUUCAAGCUUGAAUUCAAGAUGAAAAUCCUCUUAUGUUUGGCAGUUUGUGCACAGAACUGCGACAUAUAUGUCAAGCCAAUGCUAUCUGAGUCAGAACUUGGUUAGCAAGUUAUUUUUCAUCACUAAAGUGAGAUGAUUGUUGUAUUUGAAAUGACAGAGCACAAUUGCUCUUUAGUCAAUGCACAGAAAGUACCAUGUGGAUAUUAUGAGGAUGUAUAUUCUAUUACAUGUAUUUGAGGAAUUUCACUCCACAGGUUUAUAUUAUCUUCUACAAAGCAAAUGUUUAACCUUUUAACGUGUUGUGAAACAUGUUUAAAAACAAAUUUAAAUGAAAUUGUCUAUUCUAUAACGAAAACCCAACUUUUGUAAACCAACAAUCUUAAAAUGACUCAUAACUGAAAGAAUAAGUGCUGCGCUUCAACGUCACGCAAGUCUUGUUGUUGGAAUGAUGGAGAUCAUUGUGGUAGAAAACUGUAUUUACAUGAUUAUGGCUAGAUAUUAAAAUGCUCUGUUUCAAGGGUGAUGCCAAUUUUUUGACUUUUUAUUUGAAUGAUAAUAAAUCAUCUUGUGUUAAUGUUUCUGGUGAUUGUGAUCUCCUGUCUCUAGUUGUUUUAUUGAAAGGAUAGAAAGAGCACCGACAGAUCUCUUAUGACCUAUAUUUAAGUAUCAGUUACGGUAUUGGAACUAGUGUUCAGCUCCGAGACAACCGAAUGGCUGGCAGUCAGCCAACCAGAUGAGCCGUCAUGGCUUGUAUUCACAGAGGACUAGCCGUCCUGUUGGAGUCUAUCAUAAAAAAAAACAGGUAAUAAUACAAGUCAGCAUUUCUUUGAUAUCAACUGAGUUGAAUUUCUCUGCAUGUAUUUUUUAUUUAUUUUUGCUGUAUCAAUCUAUAUUUUCCCAGGUGGUCUCCUCCUAGUGUACUUUCUUGUGUGAAUUGUAAAACCCAAACUAUUUUUGUUUCUCUAAUAAAACAUUCAAACGUGA
Molecule: messenger RNA, 2596 nt
Organism: Perca fluviatilis (European perch)
Lineage: Eukaryota; Metazoa; Chordata; Actinopteri; Perciformes; Percidae
Product: cAMP-responsive element modulator-like
Exons: 8
Coding region: 22-954 (310 amino acids)
Biological process (GO): regulation of transcription by RNA polymerase II
Cellular component (GO): nucleus; ATF4-CREB1 transcription factor complex
Molecular function (GO): protein binding; DNA-binding transcription factor activity, RNA polymerase II-specific; RNA polymerase II cis-regulatory region sequence-specific DNA binding
Source: RefSeq, a predicted model, not a curated record